AUGGAAUUUUACGGGGCCACAGGGACGAUAGGGCUAUUGUACGCGAAGCACAAAGGAGUCUCGCUAAAUUCCGACUACCCAUAUGUCGGUGGCAUACAGAAAAAUCAUCAGAUACCUUCGGGUCCAAAAGUUAGGGUACACAAAGUUGUAGCCAUAGACGACUUUAGAAGACACAAAGUGAAGAAAAUUAUAUCCAAGGGACAUCCGGUUCUUGCUUAUAUGGAUGUGUUUGAGAGCUUUCUAGACUUUGUGGGACCGGAAGUCUACAAAGAAAAUUAUGGAAAAUAUUCAGGAUCACACAUCGUGCUUAUCGUAGGCUACGGGGUUGAUGCCCAAGGAUACGAUUACUGGAUCGUGCAAAAUACGUGGGGAUCCGAUUGGGGAGAUAAAGGAUUUGCGAAAGUGCGUUGCGGUCUCGUUAGUAUACAGUCGUACGCCGAUGGUGUUUUCCUUGAGACAUUUGUUUCUGCAGCCCUUGAGCAAUUUCUGGUUACUGAACGAGGUAGUAACAGUUUAGUUAGGGAAUUAACGAUUUUCUGUUAG
Molecule: messenger RNA, 543 nt
Organism: Erythranthe guttata (spotted monkey flower)
Lineage: Eukaryota; Viridiplantae; Streptophyta; Magnoliopsida; Lamiales; Phrymaceae
Source: RefSeq, a predicted model, not a curated record